AUGGAUGUCAAUGAUAUCGACCUAUCUCUACGCUUCAAACAUGGCAUUCAUACCAUAUUCUUAUUUGUCGAUCCAUCAAGACCUUUUGGAAGCAUAGCAGAAGAUCUUUUGGAAGCUCUGACGGCACGCUACCCAUCGGGAUUGACUACUUCCCUUUCCUCACCGGACAAGACCGAGCUACCGAAUGAUCAUCUACAGAUCAAGUUCGCCUCACCAAAGAUACCUACUGACCUCAGCCAAGGUUGGAAUCCUCUUGAAGUUGGAGAGAAUGAUACCCCGGUUAGCAAAGGCAUCAAGGACAACAGCAUUUUAGCGUUCGCAUUCUGCCCUGAGGAUGCAGAUGAGGACUACGAGCCUGAGUUCACAGUCGAGUUCCCUAGCUUCGACGAGGAAAUGGAGGAGCAAUGA
Daldinia childiae is the source of this 408-nucleotide messenger RNA. RefSeq lists its product as uncharacterized. The transcript is spliced from 2 exons. The record is from RefSeq and is a predicted model, not a curated record. Bases 1 to 408 code for a protein of 135 amino acids. NCBI's taxonomy places the organism in Eukaryota, Fungi, Ascomycota, Sordariomycetes, Xylariales, Hypoxylaceae.